GAAGAGGAUCAAUAAGGUGUUGAGAGCAGUCUCCGUCGGCACAGAAAGGGAGAAACAUCAGAGCAGAGGGAAGCUGUGGACAUUCACAAGAUGGUGAAGAUGCAGUGGAGUCUGUUGGUGUUGAUUGUGAUGGGUCAGUGUUCCUCCAUUGGGGGUCAGCUGUGUGACUACCACUUCAUUGGAGAGAAUAUGACCUGGAAAGAAGCCCAGGAUUAUUGCAGAAAGAACCACACUGACCUGGCCACAGUGUCUAACCAGACAGAAAUGCAGAGACUCCUUGAAUCCACGACUGAACAGUAUCAAGGUGGAGCCUGGAUUGGGCUGCAAAACAACACAACAAACACUGUGUGUCGCUGGUGCUGGUCUCAGUCAGGGGUGGAGUUCAACGUGACUGAGAGUAAAUGGUCUCAAGGACAGCCGGAUAAUUUAGGCAAUCAGGAGAACUGUGUGAUGAUGAAUGGUGGCACAUGGCAUGACGACUCUUGUUCUACAAAAUAUAAAUUUAUCUGCUAUGAAGAAGACAACAAGACCGGCAAAACAUUUCAUAUCAGUGACCAUGCGAAGACCUGGCUAGAUGCUCAGAGCUACUGCAGAGAUAAUCACACUGACCUGAUCAGUGGAGUCAAACAGCUGAAAGACUUCAAGAAACAGUACCCAAAUGAUGUAAACCAAAUUUUCUGGAUCGGCCUGUUCAGAGACUGCUGGAGUUGGUCAGAUGGGAGCAGUUUCUCUUUCAGACUCUGGGAACAAGACCCUAAGAAGACAUGUGCUAUGACUACGUCAGAUGGAAAAUGGAGCUCUGAUGACUGUAAUAAUAAAAAACCCUUCUUCUGCUACAACGAUUCAGUGAUCCUGAUCAAGGAGAACAUGACCUGGGUGGACGCGUUAUAUUACUGCAGAGAUCACUAUCGUGACCUUGUCUCCAUCACCAACCAGGGCGAGCAGCUCUGGGUCCAGGAGAGAGCCAAGACGGCCUCCACUCCCUACGUGUGGCUGGGACUGCGCUACACCUGCACUCUGGACUUCUGGUUCUGGGUCACUGACGAGACGGUCCUCUACACCAACUGGGGCCCCGGCCAGUCUGGGGACGACUGCAACUUGUCUGGAGCCAUGGACCGAGAGGGAACGCACCAGUGGGUCAAAAUGAUCGACGACAACUACAAGUUUAAUUUCAUCUGUUCCAAGUAA
This is a messenger RNA of Sander lucioperca (pikeperch), 1188 nucleotides long. RefSeq names its product macrophage mannose receptor 1-like. Lineage: Eukaryota; Metazoa; Chordata; Actinopteri; Perciformes; Percidae. The transcript is spliced from 5 exons. The record is from RefSeq and is a predicted model, not a curated record. The coding region runs from base 91 to 1188 and encodes 365 amino acids.